Molecule: messenger RNA, 1166 nt
Organism: Amoebophrya sp. A120
Lineage: Eukaryota; Dinophyceae; Syndiniales; Amoebophryaceae
Source: the annotation of a GenBank genome assembly
AUGGAAGUGCUAAAGAAGCCUCUGCACAUCGACCGGGUGAUGUCCGGGAUUUUCGCGAAGAAACUCCGCGACGAGAUGUCGAUGAGCACCCCGCCCCGGGACCCGCUGGAGGAGGCCGGCGCUGCGGGCCACGGGAAAAAGCGGCGCAGCCAGGUGCGUGCGUAUCGGGACAAGUCCGCUUUUGAACUGCUCGAGGAAGACGCGAUGGACGCCUACGAGAGAUUGCGCAAGGAUCCCGAAUACUUUGUCCACUUGCUCGAGCAGGACCUCCCCCUCUACGACGAGAAGAACGUGCUGCGCAACAACGAAAAACGCCGGUCCGUCAUCACCUCAGAGGGCAAAAAGGCGGUUGAAGAAGCGAUCCGGGCCUUGCAAGACUGGGCGUUAGAGACCCGCACGUCGGGGAAGAAGCCAAGGCGAGUGUUCUACGACGAAAACUUGAGCAAGGCGGCGCGACAACACGCGGCCGACAUCGGUCGGCGAGGGACCCAGGGGCAUCGCAGUGUCAGAAGACCGGAGGACGGGCGGCGGUAAAAACAAGUUUUCUGCGAAUUUUUUUUUGACUCCAUGACGUUUGAUUUGAAUAUCUAAAAGUUUCCCAUUCAUUGUGCAUGACCGUUCUUCUUCUUCAUGUGCGAGAAAUAAAGGCAAUGUUCCAUUUUAAACUCAGAACUUCCGCCUCCGAGCGCAUCGACCAGUACGACGCCUGGAUCGGCGCCUUCGCCGAGUGCAUCAGUUACGCCGAGAGUACGGGGGAGGCGAUCAUCAAACAGCUUCUCAUCGACGACGGGGUGCCGUCGCGAGGGAACCGCAAAUUGUUGCUGAGUCGCCACGACUACGGACUGGUGGGCUUCGGCUGCGCCGUGCACUACCAGUACCGUUUUUGCUGCGUGCUGUGCUUUGCGGACGAGCUGGAACAGCGGAAGCGAAAAGAACAGCUUGCCAUCGACCGCGCGCUGGAAAGAACCGCGGCGGAGGCCUCCAAGGUGGAAUUUGCGGCGGAGCGCGAGCGGCAGAAGAAGGCGGCCUUUGGCGUGGGCACGAAGAUCUCCCAAGUGGAGAAGCACAGUACCGAACAAGCGUACCUACCGGCGGUCAUCUCCGACGCUUUUGUCACGCACAACGUGCUGGACUCCAAAACCAGGCUGGCCAGGUUGAAACAGUAG